Molecule: messenger RNA, 2421 nt
Organism: Cladocopium goreaui
Lineage: Eukaryota; Dinophyceae; Suessiales; Symbiodiniaceae
Source: the annotation of a GenBank genome assembly
GGUGCUAGCUAUGUCUCCGCUGGAUUUCAUUGGGACCACAUGCACAACGUCCAUGUGGUCCUCAGCGGAAGCAAAGAGGUGUUCUUGGUCCCUCCCUUGCAAGCUCCGGCUUUGCGCGCGACGCGAUUUUGCCCGCAAGCUCAAUGGCAGAUGGACUGCAGCGCUGGAAGGAUGACGCUACAGAAGGCACCAAUGAUAUCCACGGAAUCCUCCACGGAUUAUGCCUUGGUGUCCAUUGAGCAGAGCUGUUCCGAGAAUCUACGUCGACAUCCUCAAAUGGCUGAAGAUAUGAAGGAGAGCCCCUUCAAGGUGUUGCUGCAGCCUGGCGAUGCGAUCUACAUCCCACCCGGCUGGUGGCAUUCCAUCCGCACGCAUCGGCCCUCGCACGACGCGCCGGGCGACGACCUGCCGCUGGCUCUGAGUGUGAAUUUCUGGUACGACUUGCCACCAGAGCUGAAAUCCUACGCUUCGCUGUUGCUGACCAUGGAGAUCCUCUCAUGGCAACGCGCCAUGUCCGAGCUUCCUCAGGAUCGCAUUUCGCAGCUUCUGAGUGAAGCCUUGGCUGCGAAAGACACAGAGGAUUUGGAGUUUGAAGUAGUGGUCGUGAUGAUGUCUGUUCGCAUGGGUUCGCCGUUGCUUCACAAAGAGGCAGGUGUCCCGACAGUUCUACUGGUGUCCAAGCCCGAAAAAUGGGAUUUCCAGUGUUCUUUGUGGCAUCGCAUGUGUGACAGCGCCUUGGACAACUCUCCAGCCAUGAGCCGAUGGGAUUUUUACGACUUGAUUUCAGUGAUACCGAUGCUGAGACAUGCCAUUGACGCAGAUCACAUUGCAGCCAUCGACAAUAUUGCCAAGAGGUUGACCACCUUGCAGAAACGCUCGGCCAUGGCGGGAUUCUUCUUUGCUCUGGGCCAUUCCACGGUGGUGCUCCUCAUGUGUAUCUUUAUUGCGAUUGGACGUGAGAAUGCGUGGCAACAUUUGACCAUGAAGGCGGCUGGCGGCAUUGUCGCUGGCGGUUUCUCCGGUUGCAGCUUGGCCUGGCGGAAGUUUUCGCUGAUCUCCCAGGUGUUCGUUGUGUUGUUCCAACUCAGAAUGGGCCGUAAGGGCCGUCGCGCUGAGGCUUUCUUCUCAUCGUGGGAGCCGGCGCUGAACUGGCGCUUAGGCACCCUGAACUCAGGACACCCCGGCUUCCAAGAACUGGGUCCUGAACAUGAUCACGAUGAGAGACCUCCUCGAAUCCUGGAGGGAUAUGGAGAGCACGAGCAUGCAGUGGCGGGUUUUUUCAUGACCUGCUGCCCUAGUCUCUUCACAGGUAUUACAGCUUCCUGGCAAAUGUUUCCAGUGGGGUUCCUCUUCGGCCUGGGCUUUGACACCAGCAGCGAGGUUGCCCUGUUGGCAAUGGUAGGACUGUCCGGUGAUUUGCCACAUCCAGCCUAUGUGAUGGUGCUACCCUUGAUGUUUCUCACUGGGAUGGUACUGGUAGACACUCUGAAUGGCCUGUUUAUGGCCUGGCUCUAUGGCCAAUCCUCCAACUCCAUGCAGCGUUUGUAUUUCAACAUCGUCCUCACGGGCUCCACGGCUGCGAUCGCCCUGUUCAUCGGCUUGCUGGAAAUCUUGGGGGUGUUCGCUACAUGGGAAGGCCUUGGCCUUCAUGGAGGAUUUUGGUCCUGGAUCCGACUCAUCAACGACGAUUUCGAACUCGUUGGAUUGAUGAUCAUCAGUUUCUUUCUGACGAGCGCAACGCUGGCAAUUUGCUGCUAUCGCCGAAUCUUUCCAGAGGAGGGUGGCAUAGAAGUCCUCCUGCUUCGGGCGAAGAAAACGGGGCACCCUGAAAGUCAGAUGCUGAUGCUGGCGAUCAUAGCAGGAGGGCUGGAACUGCAGGGCUUGCUCGCACUACCAAGAGGGGUGGCUGUCGGGCGGCCUAUGGCGGAUGCCACCACGAGCCGCAUGACUCCCAGGGACGCCACGGGCCUUCUGCGCAAGGCGGAGCUGCGUUCGCCGCGCACCGCGGUGGUGGAGCGGCCGCCCAGGCCGCUGCCGGUGCCCGCGGUGGCCGAGGCCGAAUCCACGCUGAAGGAUCUGUGGAAGAUGCGAAAGGAACAGCCCAAGGAGUGGUUUCCGGGGCGUGAGUCCUGGACGGCGGAGAACUUGACCAAAGCACAGGCCCAACAGAAGACCAGCUUCAAAAUUCUGGCGACGCACAAGCUGAAGCACAUCAGGUCCAUUCAUUCGCCGCGGGAGCUGUACUCUGACCCACCAAACAUCAACAUGGAGAUUGGAUGGCACCUAAGUGAUGACGGUGUCCUACCCCGCCUGGCCACUGGCGCCACUCGCGUCUCCUAUCCCAAAUCGACGUGUGCCAUGACGAAGCAUCAAGACAACAUGUACACCACGCACACGCAGAACAUUAUCCGACGUGGUUAA